Molecule: messenger RNA, 4688 nt
Organism: Sphaerulina musiva SO2202
Lineage: Eukaryota; Fungi; Ascomycota; Dothideomycetes; Mycosphaerellales; Mycosphaerellaceae
Product: myosin IC heavy chain
Exons: 2
Coding region: 224-3964 (1246 amino acids)
Biological process (GO): vesicle transport along actin filament; endocytosis; actin filament organization
Cellular component (GO): vesicle; actin cortical patch; myosin complex
Molecular function (GO): ATP binding; microfilament motor activity; actin filament binding
Source: RefSeq, a predicted model, not a curated record
ACACCCACACUCACACACCCACACACCCACACACGCCGUCUCAAUAUCACCAUUGCCUUUUUCAACUGCCACCCAUUGAUUUGUCCUAGACGAUUCGGUCUGCGGGUGAGACUGGAAGAGCGGCAGCCGAGCAAUUGAGUAAUCGAGUAGCGAGAGCGCAGAACUGGCGGAGCAGACCCAGCAAGCCCACUAGAGGGCGGAAACAGCAGCAUACACCGCGAUCAUGGGUGUCACGAAACGCGCCGGACGCAAAAAGGAUGCGCCCGCCGUAGCGCCAGCAGCAGGUGGUUCAGCUUCAGGCUCAGGCGGGGCUCCUCAAAUCCGCAAAGCAGCCUACGAAACGGGCAAGAAGAAGGAGGUGGGCGUAUCAGAUCUGACGCUGAUUAGCAAAAUCUCCAACGAGGCCAUCAAUGACAACCUCAAGAAGCGAUUCGAGAACGCCGAAAUCUAUACGUACAUUGGCCAUGUGCUGGUGUCGGUCAAUCCGUUCCGCGACCUGGGCAUCUAUACCGAGCAGGUGCUACAUAGCUACCAAGGCAAGAAUCGUCUGGAAAUGCCUCCACACGUGUUCGCAAUCGCCGAAAGCGCAUACUACAACAUGAAGGCCUACAACGAGAACCAGUGUGUCAUCAUUUCCGGCGAGUCGGGAGCAGGGAAGACAGAGGCGGCGAAGCGAAUCAUGCAGUACAUUGCGAAUGUGUCAGGCGGGACCAACUCCUCUAUCCAGGAGAUCAAGGACAUGGUGCUGGCCACCAAUCCACUACUCGAAUCCUUUGGAAACGCCAAAACAUUGAGGAAUAAUAACUCUUCGCGAUUCGGAAAGUACUUGGAAAUUCAAUUUAAUCAGCAGGGCGAGCCAGUUGGUGCGAAUAUCAACAAUUACCUUCUCGAGAAGAGCAGAGUGGUUGGCCAGAUUCGAGACGAGCGAAAUUUCCACAUCUUCUAUCAAUUCACAAAAGCAGCGAGCCAGGAACAUAGAUCGAGUUUUGGCGUCCAGCCACCGACCACCUAUUCAUACACCAGCAAGAGCAAGUGCUACGAUGUGCCAGGCAUCGAUGAUGUGGCUGAGAUGAAGGAUACCUUGAAUGCUAUGAAAGUCAUCGGGAUGAGCCAGGCAGAAAUAGAUGAUGUCUUCCGCAUGCUGGCUGCCAUCCUGUGGAUCGGCAACAUAUCGUUCCGAGAAGACAAGGAUGGCAACGCGGAAAUUGUCGAUGCAAGCGUGGUUGACUUUGUCGCAUAUCUUCUCGAAGUGGAGGCAGUUCAGGUGAACAAGGCAAUGACAAUUCGAAUCAUUGAAACCAGCAGGGGCAUGCGACGAGGAUCUGUCUACGAUUCUCCGAUGAACAUCGCCCAGGCGACUUCAGUGCGCGAUGCUUUGAGUAAAGCCAUUUACACGAACAUGUUCGAUUGGAUUGUGCAGCGCGUGAACCAAUCGCUGAUAGCGCGAGGAGCUGUGGCACAGAGUAUCGGUAUUCUGGAUAUCUAUGGAUUCGAAAUCUUCGAGAAGAACUCGUUCGAGCAGCUGUGCAUCAACUAUGUCAACGAGAAGCUGCAGCAGAUCUUCAUUCAGCUAACACUGAAAGCUGAGCAGGAAGAGUACGAACGGGAGCAGAUUCAGUGGACACCCAUCAAGUACUUUGACAACAAGGUCGUGUGCGAGCUGAUUGAGGAGAAACGACCACCAGGUGUCUUUGCUGCGCUUAACGAUGCUUGUGCGACUGCACAUGCCGAUCCAGGCGCAGCUGACCAGACAUUUGUACAACGACUGAACGCAUUGUCUGGAAACCCCAACUUUGCCCCGAGACAAGGACAGUUCGUCAUCAAGCACUACGCGGGUGAUGUGAACUACGCCGUAGAGGGCAUGACCGACAAGAACAAAGAUCAGCUGUUGAAGGAUCUUCUGAAUCUGGUUGGAGAAAGCCAGAACAACUUUGUGCAUACAUUGUUUCCAGAUCAAGUGGACCAGGACAACAGGCGCAGACCUCCCACGGCUGGCGAUAAGAUCAAGGCGUCGGCGAAUGACCUUGUCGCGACGCUGAUGAAGUGCACACCUAGCUACAUUCGAACAAUCAAGCCGAACGAGAACAAGAGCCCGACCGAGUACAAUAACCAGAAUGUGAUGCAUCAGAUCAAAUAUCUUGGUCUGCAAGAGAACGUUCGCAUUCGAAGAGCCGGAUUUGCUUAUCGACAGACAUUUGACAAGUUCGUCGAGCGGUUCUACCUGCUUUCUCCCAAGUGCAGUUAUGCUGGCGAAUACACUUGGACAGGCGAUGCCAAAUCGGGUGUGCGGCAGAUCUUGAAGGACACCUCAAUACCUCCAGAAGAAUGGCAGAUGGGCGUGUCUAAAGCAUUCAUCAAAACCCCGGAAACGCUCUUUGCGCUUGAGACGAUGCGAGAUAAGUACUGGCACAACAUGGCGAUUCGCAUUCAAAGAGCUUGGAGAAAUUAUCUGCGCUACCGAAUCGAAUGUGCAACCAGGAUUCAACGCUUCUGGCGUAAGAAGUCUGGAGGCGAGCCAUUCCAAAAGUUGAGGGAUGAAGGACAUCAAGUGCUUGGCGGAAGGAAGGAGCGACGACGCUUCUCGCUCUUAGGAUACCGACGCUAUCUGGGUGACUAUCUGGGCAUUGACAACAAAGGUGGGAGUGGAGAGGUGCUGCGCAGCAGUGCUGGUAUUGGCGGUGGCGAACAGACAUUCUUCUCCUGCAGAGCCCAGCUUCUGGUGUCGAAGCUUGGCCGCUCGAGUAAACCAGAACCUCGAUUCUUGCUGCUCACGAACCGAGCUGUCUACAUUGUGAAGCAAGCCUUAGUGAAUAAGCAGGUGCAGAUUCUGUCCGAGCGCACGAUUCCUGUGGGCGCCAUCAAGUUCGUAAGCACGAGCACUCUCAAGGACGACUGGUUCUCGCUUGGCGUAGGAAGUCCCCAGGAACCAGAUCCGCUACUGAACUGCAUCUUCAAGACCGAAUUCUUUACGCAACUCAAGCAGGUCACAAGAGGCGCUACUCAGCUACAGAUUGCAGAGACUAUCAGCUACAACAAAAAGCCUGGCAAGCCUGCGUUGAUCAAAUGCGUCAAGGACCCACAGGUGCCGAGAGAUGAUCUAUACAAGAGUGGCCAAAUACAUACAGGACCUGGCGAGCCUCCCAAUUCCAUCUCCAAGAAGACACCCAAAGGCAAGCCUGUUGCUGCCAAGGCCAUCACCAAAGGAGGACUGCUCAAGAAGAGCACAGGCGGAAAGCUAUCACAACAAGCCGCACAAAGAACCGGGCGACCUGUACCUGCGACACAGCCACUACCAGGCGCUUCUGCCCGACCUCCCACCCAACCACUGCCAGGUGUAUCUGCUCGACCUGCCGAGCGCGUGGUUCCUCAGCCAGUACCGGUCGCGCAAUCGCGGCCUCAGCCUGCUGCUGUACCACAGCCCGUGGCAGCUCUUUCCAAUGGCCACGCGCGGAAUGGAUCUGCUUCCAAUCGCGCUCCACCCCCUCCGCCCCCGCCGCCAGCAGCAGCCGCACCUCCCAAGGACCCACAGUUCAAAGCCCUGUACGACUUUGCAGGCCAGACCAGUGGCGAGCUCAGUCUGGCCAAGGGAGAGAUCAUUUCUGUAACACAAAAGGAAAACAAUGGCUGGUGGCUUGCGAAGAAGUCUGACGGAACGAGUGGUUGGACUCCUGCAGCAUACCUGGAAGAAGUCAAACAAGCGGCGCCUCCCCCUCCCCCUCCGAUGAGACCUGCUGGGAAACCUGCGCCCCCUGCGCCUCCCAGUAAGAGGCCCGCCAAGAAGAUGGCGCCUGCUGGUGGUGAAACACCAAGGGAUAGCGGAUAUUCGACCAGCGGUGGUGGCAGCUCUGGAGGUGCAACGCCGAAUGGCAGUGGAGGUGCCGGGCUAGCCGGCGGACUUGCUGCUGCACUGAAGGCGAGGCAGCAGGCCAUGAACAAACCUGAUGGGAGAGAUGAUGAUUGGUAGAAACGGUUUGAAAAGUGAAGGUUGUGGCACACGGCAUUGGCAGUCGCGAUCCUUGAUAGCGUUUAUUGUUUUCUGUGACUGUGGAAUAAUACCGCAGUUCACGUUAUAUAUUUCAGGUAUUUGCUUGAUUGAGCAACAACACUUGGGCCCCCCUUUUGCUACUUUUACUACUCACUUCUAUGCGCUUGCCUGCUUGGCCUGGUAAGCCGUUUGCACACCCGUCAAAAGGGCGGGAGAGAUUUUUCCAAACUGCUCAAACAAUGCAUCCAAGACGGGUUGAUGAUCCACAUUCACCAGCGUGCCCGCAAUGUUGCUGUACAAGUGAUCCUUGUCCGUCUGCGAGAAUCCCUCGUAGAACAGUCGAGGUUGCUCAUAAUCGAUAUUCUCAUCAAUCUCGCUGAGCCAUUGCACAGUGCUGGCCCCUUCCAGAGGGUGAUCAAUCGCCGUACCGGGACGAUCAAUAAUGUGAAUCGGGUCGAGAAUCUCGGCGGGGAAAUUGAGUCUCCCGCCUUGGUUUCCGUGCGAGCUGAGAUGUCCAUCACGGUCAAAGUUGGCGACGGAGCUGAAGGGGCAGUUGACGGGGAUUUCUUCGGCGUUGACGCCCACGCGGUAGCGGCCAGCGUCGUUGUAGGCGAACAGGCGAGAUUGCAGGACGGGGUCGUUGGAAGGUUCCCAGCCGGGGACCAUGUUGGCAGGGCUGAAGUGAGAUUGUUCGAUCUCGGCG